CCUAAACGAGGUGGGAUUGGUGGCUGAGCUAGUAGGCGGGGCCAGAGUUAUCAGAAGGUUUUCAGGUGCAUGUGCUAUCGUACCGUAUCAAAUGCUCCAUAUCCUGACUGCUGUCAAGUGUCUUUAAAUGUUCAGGGCAAUGAAGAAGGUGGUGGUGGUCACCGGGGCCAGCAGCCAGUUUACCGAAGGUAUGGAGUGUUCCCUGAAGAGCAGACAGCUAUUGGGAAGUUCCAAAGUUCCAGAAAGUUCCAAAGUCUUUUGGAAAGGGUACAAAAAGGGCCCACAAUUUGGAAAUGUGGCAUUGGCUUGGCCCUCUGUGAAAGGCUGCUCUCUGAAGACGAUGGACUUCAUCUGUGUUUAGCGUGCAGGAACCUGGGAAAGGCUGAAGCUGCCCGAGUAGCUCUGCUGUCUUCUCACCCCAGAGCAGAGAUCACACUCCUACAGAUAGAUGUUAGUAACCUGCAAUCUGUAUUUCAGGCCUCAAGAGAACUCAAACAAAGGUUUGAGCAUCUAGACUACCUCUAUGUGAAUGCUGGAAUUAUGCCAAAUCCACAGUUGAAUUUAAAAGCACUUUUUUCUGGCCUGUUCUCAAGAAAAGUAUUUCAUAUGUUCUCCACAGCUGAAGGCCUGUUGACCCAGGAUGACAGGGUCACUACAGAUGGACUGCAGGAGGUGUUUGAAACCAAUGUUUUUGGCCACUUUAUUCUGAUUCGGGAGCUGGAGCCUCUGCUUUGUCAUCCUGACAUUCCAUCUCAGGUCAUCUGGACAUCUUCUAGCAAUGCCAAGAAAUCUAAUUUCAGCCUAGACGAUUUCCAGCAUGCCAAAGGCCACGAACCCUACAGCUCUUCUAAAUAUGCCACUGACCUUCUGAGUCUGGCUUUGAACAGGAAUUUUAACCAACAGGGCCUGUACUCCAGUGUAGUGUGCCCAGGCACUGUGCUGACCAAUCUGACUUACGGAAUUCUGCCACCUUUCAUCUGGACACUACUGACCCCAUUAAUAUUUUUGCUGCGCUUUUUUGUAAAUUCUUUAACAACCACACCUUACAAUGGAGCAGAAGCCUUGUUAUGGCUUUUCCGACAAAAGCCUGAGUUUCUGAAUCCCUUGACCAAAUAUCACAGUGCUACCACGGGACUUGGAAGCAAUUACGUAAGCCCUCAGAAGAUGGAUCUGGAUGAAGAGACUGCUGAAAAAUUUUACCAGAACUUGCUGGACCUGGAAAGGCGCUUUGGGGCCAUCAGAGCCAGGUCACUGGACAGCCCGAGUCAAAAAUGAAUUUCUUAGAACCAUCAAAUGCCUUUUGGGCUUUUUGAGCAUCAACGUGCUUUUAAGGGCUUCUACUUCUGUUCUGUUAGGUGAUGUGCAUUUGCAGAACAACCAGGAGAGUCUUGUCUCCCUCUCCUAAUAUGUGUGUGUGUGUAUGUGUGUAUGUAUGUAUGUAUGUGCUCGCAUGCGUACAUUGAUAUCCUAUAAGAGAAAAGAGGGGGGAAAUCUCAUUUCUUAAACAUCCAGUUAGAAACAACUCAUUUGUCAUUUCUGUCACUACUUCCAAACGUAGCCUUGAGAGCUGGCCUCUUUAAUAUUGCUCUGUGCCUUAUUUCUCCCUCAUAACCUAUUUAAACUAUGGGUGACAUCUCAUCUCUUAGAAGGGAGAGGGUGUUUUUUGAUUUACAUAAAUAAGUAACCAUCAUUUGUAGUGUAAAUUAUUCCAUAACUGAAAAUUAGGACCAAAGCAAGCCUCACUGGACAUGUGUUCACUCAUCUUUUUUGUGGGGAGUAGGGAGACUGGUCUCCUUGUCUUGCCUAGACUAGAAGCAUCAUGGCCACUCAGGAGCCCAGUUCCAGUGCUGAUAGGUGUGGAAGUUUUAAUGUGUUCUGCUUAUCCAUCCUGGACCAGUCCACACUUCCUUGGGCAGCUCCUGAGGGCCCGGUGUAUUGGUGCUGGACUUGGUUCAGGCACCUGACUAGCUUUAAGUCCUUCUGUGGUCCAGAGACCCUCAACUCAAGCAGUCCUCCAGCCCCAGGCUUCCUGGUGGCAGGGGAUAGAGUCCUGUACAAGCAAGUAUGGCUCCAUCCCUCUCAAAUAAGGAGAGGGUGUUACCCUGUAAAACCUAAAAUCAAGCUACAAUUCUGGAUUCUGCCGGCAUUGAUGUCUUCCUGAGAAAAUCACUUCACUUAUCAUGAGUCUGCUUCCCAUCCAGUGAAAAAGGAGUUAACUUCUCCCCCUCUUUGUCAUGAGGCUCCAGUGUGUUGACGUGUUCCAGAUAAAACUAACUUGUUUGGGUAUGAGCUGUUCUAGAAACACUGUGCUUUUUGGGGAUGUUAAAAUAAAGUUUUCACAUGAAGUUAACAGG
Molecule: messenger RNA, 2354 nt
Organism: Phascolarctos cinereus (koala)
Lineage: Eukaryota; Metazoa; Chordata; Mammalia; Diprotodontia; Phascolarctidae
Gene: HSD17B7
Product: hydroxysteroid 17-beta dehydrogenase 7
Biological process (GO): cholesterol biosynthetic process
Cellular component (GO): endoplasmic reticulum membrane
Molecular function (GO): 3-beta-hydroxysteroid 3-dehydrogenase (NADP+) activity; estradiol 17-beta-dehydrogenase [NAD(P)+] activity; 5-alpha-androstane-3-beta,17-beta-diol dehydrogenase (NADP+) activity
Source: RefSeq, a predicted model, not a curated record